AUGACAGCGUCCGCAACUGACGAUGGUCCUCGUCUGAAGAAGAGAAGACGAAUUAUCAUAUCGUGCACUGAAUGUCAUCGACGAAAGCAGCGGUGUGAUCGUGAAUUACCAUGUGGGAAUUGCAAGUCUCGGAAUAAAGAGUCGGGGUGUGUUUACGAGACAGGCGCACCAACAGCUAAGCAGAGCCAACAUGGCCAUCAAACCACAGAAACUUCGCCUGCUCUAUCAACAGCCCCAGUAAAGAAGACUGAGCAUUCACCGUCUGGAUCUAGCGACUCGCUUGAUAAUGGGCCAAACGAGCCUUUGUCGUCCAAGGCUGCUGAUUGGGGGUACGCCCAUAACGGGGCAUCUACUAUGGGCAUCCUUAAGCGUAUCGAAACGCUCACCGACGGCGAAGAGAGCGCUGCAGAUUUCUAUGCCAAGUCUCAGGAUUCAAACGCUGGAUCGCAUGGCAAAGAGCUUGCUUUGAGAGAGAAGUACAAAGCCAUCAUUCGCCAAUUGCCAGCCAGGGAUUACAUUGACAAACUGGUAGAAAUGUAUCUACACAGCUUUAACUGGCAGUACUAUGUUAUUGAUCCUGACAUAUUCUAUACUCAGCUACAGGAAUGGAAUUCGCUACCAUUCUCAGUACUCUCAGACAUUGGUCCUCGCGGAUUGAACCCUGAGCUGCAAGCAUUUCCAGCUGUUGUUUUUCAGAUCAUUGCAACCGCGCUUCUCCUACUACCAGAGCGAUCUGAUCCAACAUUCGACUCGCUCAAGUUUGCAGGCGGUAUGAGCUUUGAGGAUCUGGCUAUUGAAUACAGCGAGUCGGGACAAGAAGUUGUUGAUCUUUUGGGGAAGAAGCACCUUUCGUUGGCAACAGUUCAAGCACAAUUUCUCCGGGCAUCGUUUCACAAGUUUACAGCCAAGGUGACUGAUGCAUGGCAUACAAUAUCUGUAGCAAUCCGCGACGCCCAGGACCUGGGGAUGCAUCGCGACAGCCUGGAUCCUAAAGCCGCGGAUUCAAGUGUGGAAAGUAUCUUGGAAAACCAAUGGCUGAUCCAGAGGAGACGAAGGAUCUACCUACUACUUGCUAUCUGGGACUUGAACUGCGCCAUGAUCCUCGGGCGCCCGGGAACGGUUGACUGGAACCAGACUCUUCCCACACCUCCAGUCGAUGCGCCCAUACCCCAGAACCGUAAUAAAACACCAGUCGUUCCUCGAGGGGAGGAUGAUCACCCUACACCCAUAACACGACUCCUGUGGAAUUACCAGCUCUGCAAGCCCUUGCGAGCUAUCCAGAACCUCGAGGUCCGGGGCUCAUAUCCUUUGGAUUCAGAAGAGAUCGAUCAAAUUCAUCAGAGUAUACAGGAUCUAGACAAGACGAUCCCGUCUUCCUUCCGUAUGGAUAAUCCAGACACACGAUGGGAUCACCUCCCUGAGGCACACUGGUAUACGGCAAACAGAUACUACUUUGCAAGCUUACACGGGUUCAGCAAGAUGGCUCUUCAUCGACCAUUCAUCUUCAAUCGCGCGGAGAGUAGGGCGGAGGCCAUUCAUGCAAGUCUCAAAACGCUCGAGAUCCAGAAAAUGACGUUUGAAGGACUUGCGCCAGACUCGUGGAGAAACUUUAUGCUCUUCUUUGCAAGUUUUGAUGCUAUCGUAUUGCUUGCAUCCGUAUAUAUCCUGUUUCCUCGAGAGCAUGCAGAGUACACAGACAAGACGAUAGAGCACUUCAAGUGGACCAUUGAACGCUUCUCCGCGAUCCAGGAGCGUAACCCGCUGGCCAAGUCUGCUCAGGGUGUAUUGAGAGCCAUCGUUGCCCGGUUCAAAAGAGCCAUAUCGAAGGCCAGAGAUGGUUCAGUGCCGUCUCUGACCGAAGGCUCUACGGCAGGGUCAGGCAAGACAGCUGCGGGUUCUACGCCAGGCAACUCAACGCUGGGAAGUGGCGACUUUUCGGGACUGAUGACUACGGAUUCGACGUGGAUGCUCCCAUCGGCGGAUGACAUGAACACGAUGGCACCUUUCUUUCCAACUGGUGAUCUGGUAUACAAUGACCUUACGGCGGGGCCUGGUCUGGAGAUGCUUCCUUUACCGUUGACAGAUGAUCAGACAUAUGAUUCAAUGUGGCAGUUUGGGGGAGGAUGGGGAGAUGAUACUGUUUGGCAAGUGUUGAAUCAGUUUCCAGCUGCGCCAGAGGCGGGUGCUCCUAAUUUCGUCUGA
Fusarium venenatum is the source of this 2202-nucleotide messenger RNA. RefSeq lists its product as uncharacterized. The record is from RefSeq and is a predicted model, not a curated record. Lineage: Eukaryota; Fungi; Ascomycota; Sordariomycetes; Hypocreales; Nectriaceae. Gene Ontology annotation, cellular component: nucleus. Gene Ontology annotation, biological process: DNA-templated transcription; regulation of DNA-templated transcription. Gene Ontology annotation, molecular function: DNA-binding transcription factor activity, RNA polymerase II-specific; zinc ion binding; DNA binding.